This is a messenger RNA of Diaporthe citri, 2238 nucleotides long. RefSeq lists its product as uncharacterized. Gene Ontology annotation, molecular function: oxidoreductase activity. The transcript is spliced from 4 exons. The record is from RefSeq and is a predicted model, not a curated record. NCBI's taxonomy places the organism in Eukaryota, Fungi, Ascomycota, Sordariomycetes, Diaporthales, Diaporthaceae. The coding region runs from base 1 to 2238 and encodes 745 amino acids.
AUGACUCCCAUGAAGGACGCAAAGAUGGGUCUAGAGAAUAGAUUCUACAACACCCGCGCCAGAGCCCCGGCCUUUCCGACGGUGCCGGCCUGCCCGCCGUCGACAUGCGAGUGCGCCGCGACGCCCCCGAUGCCAGACGGGCUGGAGAUCGACCACAAGGGCAAGCUGAACGGGCUCAUCUCAAACUACAGCGAGCAGGUGCUCAUAUGCACGGGCAAGGACGACUGGCCGUCGCGGAUAGAGGAGGACAACAGCGGCGACAACCUCGCCGCCGACCUCAAGGAGCUCUUCGGCCGGGGAGGUGUCUACAGUGACCCGUUUCACAACAUCUCCAUGCUCAACUCGUCGUUCGCGUCCUCUGUCCCCAGGAGGACGGAGCUCGUCACGACGUCGGUCUACCUGCUACCCAGCUUCAAGUAUGUGCCCUUCUUGCCGAGGGUGUCCUUCGACAGUGUCGAGGCGCUGGCGAAGGGAUUUUUGCUUCCGGAGAAGCUGCACCGUGCGCACGAUGGGUUGUCGCCGAUACAUCGCGACCGUCUGACGCGCAAGCCGAUGUGUGGCCAGCUGCUCUACGGUGUGAGGGAUGUUGAGGACAUCAUGGUCCUCAUCUGCGGUCACGGUGGGAGAGAUAUGCGCUGCGGAGUGAUGGGCCCAGUGCUCAGGAGUGAGUUUGAGACUCAGCUAGCUCGGCAGGGCGUCGAGGUGCUGCGCGGACCUGUCAAGAUCGACGUUCCCAGUGAAGCCGAGGCCACCACGGGAGCUGUUCAGAAGCCGGCUCCGACGGCACGCGUUGGGCUUAUAUCUCAUAUUGGUGGUCACAAAUUUGCUGGCAACAUCAUCAUCUAUCUGCCACCGUCCAUGAAGACGGCUAAUGGAGAGAAACAUCCCCUGGCUGGGUAUGGCCUAUGGACUUCUGCGCGAGGCUAUACGAGCACGGUGCUCAAGCGUAACACGGAUAAGCCAAAAACCUGCGAGAAAAAGACACCACGCAGGCGAGCACUGGCCAUCCUGACAAUCGCCAUCUUGGCCACAGCCCUCCUCAGCGCCACAACCGACAUUGGCAACCCCUUCGGCAGGAAACCCAAGGGCGUCUUAAACGGCGAGACCUUCGUCCCCUUCAAGGUCAUCUCGACGGAGCGCACCUCGCCCACCACCUUCAUCCUGACCGUCUCGGCGCCGGCGCCGCACCAGGCGGACAACGCCGCCCUGAUCCGGGACGCAUGGGCCCACGGCCUGUGGUCCGUCGAGAUCAAGCAGCCGCAGCUGCAGAUCGCACGCAACUACACGCCACUGCCCCCGGCGGUGGCUGCUGCCGGCGGUGACAACGGUGACGGCACCUCAGCCACGGCUCAACUGCGCUUCCUCGUCCGCAGGUACGACGGCGGCGAGAUGUCCACGUACCUGUCCCGGCUGGGGCCCGGCGACGACGUCUGGCUGCGGGGCCCGCACCUCGGGUUCGACGUGGCCGCGCGGCUCGGCGCCGCCGGCGAGCGCGUGGUGUUCCUGGCCGGGGGCACGGGGGUAGCGCCCGCGCUGCAGGUCGCGCGGCACCUGCUGUCUUUGCGGCAGGGAGGAGGAGAGGAUGGGAAGCUAUCGAUGGAUAUCAUCUGGGCGAGUAGGUCGCGCGCCGACUGUGCCGGGUGCCCGCGGCCUCUUCUCCAGGGGGCUGAAGCGAGCAGGGGAUUCUGGGGCCGGCUGGCCUCGGUCGCUGGCGGGUCUGGGCCGGCCGGGAACCAGGACGUGGAGGGCAUUCAGCAUCCUGUUGUGAGGGAGCUGCGGGAGCUGCAGGCUGCGUACAGGAGCCGGGGCCACGAGCUGGAGUUCAGGUGCGUCGCGGACGACGAGGCCGGCGCAAUCAGCGGCGCGGACGUCACGAGGGCGAUCGAGCGCUCGCGCACUCCGUCGCCAUCAACGGCAGUGAGUGUGCCGACCGAGCGGGCGUCGUGUUACUACCACUCGCAGCGGCUACUACAGCAGAGCACGCAAGAGUCCGAUGCCGGGUCGAAGGGCCAGGGUGGGUUGGACACGGCAGCAAGUGAGUGCACCUGUGGUGCCAAUGGCGCGAGCGGCAAGAACCUGCUCAUGAUCUCCGGGCCAGACGGGUUCGUCAGCGCGUACGUCGGGCCCAAGGUAUGGGCAGAAGGUGCUGAGCGACAGGGUCCCGUGGGAGGACUCGUCCGGAAACUCAUGCAAAAGAGCCCGGAUGCCUGGAGGGACUGGCUCGUGCUCAAACAAUGA